Messenger RNA from Pestalotiopsis fici W106-1, 2379 nucleotides. RefSeq lists its product as uncharacterized. The transcript has a single exon. The coding region runs from base 1 to 2379 and encodes 792 amino acids. The record is from RefSeq and is a predicted model, not a curated record. NCBI's taxonomy places the organism in Eukaryota, Fungi, Ascomycota, Sordariomycetes, Amphisphaeriales, Sporocadaceae.
AUGGCUGCGACUGCCGGAUUCCCGAUGUACCUGCAUCAAGAUGAGACGUCAAUGCUGAAUCUUUCAGAUUCGGAAGACGAAAGUGCGCCCCCAACUCCCCGGGAGCCACUUCGUUCCCCGGAAACUUCUAGGGCAACAUCCAGGGCUGACUCGUUGGACGACUGGGAUGAGGAAGAGGCCAGGCGGAAGAAGACACAAGAUGCCGCUGCCAACGUGCCUCUCCACCCAAUCGCCGCCAUGCAGUCAGCCUUUGCCGAGUCUCUAGCCGAAGCUACUGCCAACCCGCCCGUGCCAAAGCCUAAGUUAAGGUUUGGCGAUGCUAGGGAACGUCGGGCACGACUGUUGGAGACUGAUGUGGACGACGAGCUUUACAGCGACCUGUGGCGAUACCGUCCCGGACAGACCCACCACGAGCUAUUUAAGUUGAUGGCACAAAUUUCCUUUGGCGUCUAUCUUCUGCUGAAUGGGAUAGCGAAUAGCAACGUGCAGGUCGUGAAUAUUUUGCAAGGUCAUAUCGACGAGGUUGACGAAUUCUUGGAAAUUACAAUGGAGGAUGUCAAGAUGGCCACCGAGGACAUCCAGGAACGUAUUGACUUCCUGAAGCUGCCCAUGCAAAACAUAACCACAUUCGAGAAGAUGCUGGAAGAUCGCGCCUUCAGAUUGCAAAUUGUCACGGGCAAUGAGAAGAUUGAGCACAUUGUCAACAGGACAGCCGCAGCUUUAGAGGCCAGUGUGAAGGAUGUGGAAGAAGGUUUGAAGUCGACCGACGAGUUUGCCGCAUACCUAAAUAGACAGGAGCACCAACCCUGGAAAGCGUCCAGACCAGACGUGAUUGACAUCUUCGAGGCCAUGAAAGGCAACGCCGAGGGCUGGAGCAAGGCGUUUGUCGAGCUUCAGGAGAACGCUGCAAUCCUGGAUACUCUCCUCAUCAAACUGGGGCAGACGGUGGCCGAUAUGGAUCGCAGGGCCGGCGAGGUGAGCAGGCGGACAACAGUGAGCCCCAUGAGUGGCGCCUUUGAGCUUUCACUGAGAGCCAGUGCCCUGAUGCCUCUGCAGUUCAGCGUUCCCUUCUCGCCCCAGCAAGCAACGGCCCCGGAUGCUUCUUCUCGCCACUCGGUGCUCAGUCCACAGUCCUCGAGAAAGUCUUCCCAGAGAUCGUCGUCCAGCCGGGCCCAUUCGGCAUCCUUUUCUUCUUCCCGGACAAACUCUCUACGUACUGCGACAAGGAGCCCAUCUGAGGACUCGGUACUCUCAUCCCCCAAUGUGAGAGACACGAUGCCAGACUUUCAGUUCAAACCUUUGCAAUUGCGGCGUUAUUCAGCUCCCAGGAAAGCGCCCAUCCUGGAGAUUGAGACAGCAGUUGUGAUGGAAGAGGAGAAGGAGAAGGAGACUCCCAGACCAAGUCCCAUCGAGGAAGAGGGGCUGUAUAUUCUUCAGCCACGUACUUAUACUCCACAACCGCCUGAGCCGGCCCCAUCACCACUAAUCCAGCGACCACCAUCUCCGAGAUUGCCAGACUCCACUUAUGUCCCGCAACAACUCUCAGCGACUCCACGGCAGAUGAGGACAGCCUCUCCGAGCCAACAGAGCCUGCAGAGACCAGCUUCGCCGCCGAGGCCAACGUCAGCACGUCAGGCGAGACCAAUCACCCCACCACAGGAUUGGCAAAUCUCAAAACAAGACUGGCCAAACUCUUCAAGCCAGGAGUGGCCGACAUCUCCACAGCAUGAUGAAGCCCUCCCCAAGAGGACGUCUCUGCGGCAGAGACUAUCGUUGAAAGGCAGUCACCCACCCGAGGCCAUUCAAGUCCCUCCACGGAAUUUAAAUCGGCCAAAGUACCAAUCCCCUCGUGUGCAAUAUGCCCAGCAGGUGCAAGGACCCGACUCGGCGUACGCGUCAGAUGUGGACACUCGACCUCCCUUGAACCCCCUUGCGGAUGCUCUGCAAGAGUUUCCUUCACCUCCUGUAUUCAUCAAUAACACUGUACCGUCGCCUCUCAGUGAUCAACAAUUUUUUCGGCCUGUACAAGCCAGUCCUCAUUCACCUCUGCAGCGACCGUGGACGUCGGGCCCUAUUGCUGUUCCUCGGCCUCAUACGUCAGCUACUCAGUAUCAGCACACGGGUUAUUUGAGAAACCAGCCGUCAGCCAUGGGUAUGAGUACGCUUAGCAACGUCACCAAUAUGGACUCGGAGGGAGGCAAGACGCUCAAGAAGAAGCGCAGCGCUUUCGGCUGGCUGAAGAAGGCGUUCUCGCUUGACGAAGAGGAGCGUGCUGCUUUUGAGGCCAAGAAGAGGCAACAGGCUGCUGGCCCGUACUAUGAAGGACGAAGCCCCAAAUUUUUGGAUGGCAGGAGAAUAGAUGGAUACGGACGCUACUAG